AUGGGGCUCACGUUCACCAAGCUCUUCAGCCGGCUUUUCGCCAAGAGGGAGAUGAGGAUCCUGAUGGUUGGUCUUGAUGCCGCCGGUAAGACGACCAUUCUUUACAAGCUCAAGCUCGGAGAGAUCGUCACCACAAUCCCCACCAUUGGUUAGUCCUCUCUCUCUCUCCCUCCCUCCCUCCCUCCCUCCCUCCCUCUGACGUUUUCUCCAUUUUAUUUUCUGGGAUAAGAAAUGCAUUGUCCGAUGUUUGAUCUGAAAUAUCUGUUCGCGUGAAAUGUAGUCAUUUCUGCUUUCAUGUUCUACUCCUUGUUUUGAUCGCAGUGAUAUUUGAAGUUUACGAUUUUCAUCGAGGAUAGAUUUGCUAGGGGCAGCUCACCUGUGCUAGUUGUAUUUCUAAUAGUAAUCUAUUCUGCACUGUCACGUCUCCCACUCUCCUACAGGAAGACCGGCGUCUUCUUCUAUGCCAAACAAAAAGCCUAUCAUUGUAGUCAAUGCAUUAUGGCUUGAGUCUUUUCGACAGCUAUGUUUAGGAAGUUCCAGGUUUUCUUCUGAAAGUCGUUCUAUUCUUCAUUAUCUGAGUUCCCCUAUAUAUUUUAUUUGUGUUGUUGGAUGGAUCCGGGUUAAAAUUAACCUCUAUUAUAAUCUUACGGAUGUCGGAUCUGUAAAAUCUGCUGAUCAUAACAGUGUUUUCGUAUGUUUUAUUCAUUGUCACGUUAAUCUUUUGUUGUGGAAAGGGAUACGAAGGAUGGAAGCUUGCAUUAGAUUUAUACCACUCCCCGUUGGAAAACCACCGAGUUUAGGUCUUGUUGUUUGAGCUUGAUGCUGAAUUGUCAGGACAUCGAUAUCAGAAUAUAAUGAUAUAUUCGUCUCAAGCUCAGUGGACCGAGGCUGUUGCUAAGAUAUUUGCGUUUUGUUUGGAGGCCGUAAAUUUGGGACCCGAUGGGAAGGCCACCUACAUUGUGCCUGCUCCUUUAUUGCUCGUAUAAGUCUCUCCAACAGGAGACAUAUUUUCUCAUGUAACGGUUCAAGAAGCAACUUUUGAUUAUGAUUUUUUUGUUAGAUUCGAGGUUUUACAUUUAUUAUGUAGUCCUCCUGUGACAAUGGGUCAAAGUGUAUGCCGAUACCUUUUUUUUUUUUACUUCCCUUUUUCAUUUUUCUAAAAUGUAUCUUUUUAAACGAAGGAAUGUAGUCAAGUUUUCUCUUCAUUUUGUUUGUAUUUAUUAUCCACAGAGACGAAAUUAUAUCCGAUGAUUUCUUUACGAUUUCACUGAUUACAGCUCUCAAACAUUGCAACUAGCUGUUUAGACAUUCCAGCUCUCAAAUAAUGCUCUCAACCUGCUCGAUCUCUCUGUCUCUGCCAGGUUUUAACGUGGAAACUGUGGAGUACAAGAACAUUAGUUUCACCGUCUGGGAUGUCGGGGGUCAGGACAAGGUAUCGUUACGCUUGUCAUUCAAUUAAUUGAACCUGGAGCUCUUUUUUGUCCACAAUCAUUUUGUUCUACAUACGUUGGAUUUUGCUUAGAACCGGACAGACUUGCAACAACAGCGACAGUAAGAUGACACGUCUACAGAGCAUGUAUAUCAUAAUCAACCCUCAUUAACAAUCUACAAUCUGAAUGCUUCGCCUGGCAUAAGAUGGCGGACGAACUUCAAUAGCAUGUCGAUGUCUCAAAGACAAAGUGUUAUGAGAAACACGAACCUUCAUGACAUGCAUAGGCUAAUACUUGAUUGGACUUUCAAGCUAUUGAUGAAGGUCCUCGGGCUUCUGUCAACAGAUCAGGCCACUCUGGAGGCACUACUUCCAGAACACACAGGGCCUCAUCUUCGUUGUGGACAGCAAUGACAGGGACCGUGUGGUCGAGGCGAAGGACGAGCUUCACCGAAUGCUGAAUGAGGUAAUCCUUCUCUCCUCUGACGAUGAUUACAGAAGGGGAGAACCCUAUUCCAUCUGAAUCCCAUCCCCCGUGAUCGAUGCUCCGUCUCUCCAUGGAAAGCCCAAGCACGUCCAAAUUAGGGUAUAUCUUAUCAUCCGAUCACCGUCUAAUGCCGAGGCCUUGUGCAGGACGAGCUGCGAGACGCUGUGCUGCUCGUAUUCGCCAACAAGCAAGAUCUCCCAAAUGCAAUGAACGCCGCUGAGAUCACCGACAAGCUUGGUCUCCACUCCUUGCGUCAGCGCCACUGGUCAGCCCCCCUGUCCCCUAUUCCUUCUUCACGGAUCUUCUGUAGUCAACUCAAGCGGCCAUAAUCUUCAGCAGUCCACUCACACCACACCCUGAUACAAGAUACAGGGUGCAGCGUUGACAUUUGUCUCGAGCGGCCACCGACGCUAACCGUGGUCUUGUUGACUCAUGUCAUCAGGUACAUCCAGAGCACGUGCGCCACCUCAGGGGAGGGACUGUACGAGGGGCUGGACUGGCUCUCCAGCAACAUCGCCAGCAAGGUACGCAUACCACUUCGUCCUCCCCCCCCCAAACGAAAUUUCAGGGUUCUGACGUGGCACGCACGAUUUCAGGGCUAAGAAGGAGAAGAUCGGAGAGGACGACGUGGCGUGGCCAGUCUAUGGACCUCUCUCUGUUUCCAUAUUUCGUUUUGGGAUGAUGCUCUGAUAUAUCGUUUACUCGAACGCCAGGCUGUGAAUUGGGAGAGCGGUCGGGGGGUCCGUUGUAAGACUGCUGGUGAUUGAAUUACCUUCUGAGCUUCUUAUAUUCUAGCACAGAUGAUGUUUUUAUCUUCUGCCCUUCUCUCUCUCUCUCUCUCUCUCUCUCUCUCUCUAGGCCUAG
This is a messenger RNA of Spirodela intermedia, 2780 nucleotides long. Lineage: Eukaryota; Viridiplantae; Streptophyta; Magnoliopsida; Alismatales; Araceae. The record is from the annotation of a GenBank genome assembly.